Messenger RNA from Prunus mume (Japanese apricot), 492 nucleotides. NCBI's taxonomy places the organism in Eukaryota, Viridiplantae, Streptophyta, Magnoliopsida, Rosales, Rosaceae. The record is from RefSeq and is a predicted model, not a curated record.
AUGGACGGAUUAGGAGAACCGCUUGAUGUUAAGAUGAUGUUAGAUUUCGAGAUAGUUCUCAUAGGCGUUUUGGCCCUUGCAGUUGCAAUCAUCGUUAUUGUAACACAUGCAUGCCUUGCCGAUGAUGACUACGAGAUUCAUAUCAACCGAUAUCGGAACAGGCCCCGGAGAACAAGAACAAGAACAACAACAGAAACUAGAGCAACCACAACUACAAUAAGCAAUAGUUCUUCAUCUGCACAUCACCAGUUGAUCCCAAUUGUCAAAGAAAGCAAAGAUGGGAUUUGUGCUGUGUGCUUGUGCGAGUUCAAAGAUGGUGAGGCAAUUCGUGUGCUGCCCGAAUGCAUGCACUUGUUUCAUGCCGAGUGCAUCGACAUGUGGUUGAGCUCUCACUCUAAUUGCCCACUUUGUCGCACAGAUAUUGAGCCUCCUCCUCAACAUGUCGUUCUGUCGAUUCCAAGUUUCAGUGAGGGAGGCCUUGGGAGCACUUGA